Amborella trichopoda is the source of this 2065-nucleotide messenger RNA. Its product is annotated as laccase-4. Gene Ontology annotation, molecular function: hydroquinone:oxygen oxidoreductase activity; copper ion binding. Lineage: Eukaryota; Viridiplantae; Streptophyta; Magnoliopsida; Amborellales; Amborellaceae. Gene Ontology annotation, biological process: lignin catabolic process. The record is from RefSeq and is a predicted model, not a curated record. Gene Ontology annotation, cellular component: apoplast.
GAAUAUAGAAGAAAUGGAUUCUUUGAUGAGGGCUAUGGUUGUCAUGAGUGUUGUGAUUUGCGCUCUUUCGGCAAUGGGGUCACUCCCACAGUUGGCCGAGGCGAAGCAUGCAGGCAUAACAAGGCGUUACACGUUCAAUAUUGUGGCAAAGAACAUUAGGCGGUUGUGCCAUGCCAAGCCGGUGGCGACGGUCAACGGUCAGGUCCCUGGGCCCACCCUCAUCGCUCGCGAAGGUGAUCGAGUCUUGGUCAAAGUCGUCAAUAAUGCCCAAUACAACAUCACCAUCCAUUGGCAUGGAGUGAGGCAGCUUCAAAGUGGAUGGGCAGAUGGCCCAGCCUACGUGACUCAGUGUCCCAUCCAAACAGGGCAAACUUAUGUCUACAAUUUCACCAUUACUGGUCAGAGAGGAACCCUCCUAUGGCAUGCUCAUGCCUCUUGGCUAAGGUCCACUGUGUAUGGAGCCAUUGUCAUUCUUCCUAGGAGACAUGUGCCCUUCCCCUUCCCUACGCCCCACCAGGAUAUUCCUAUCAUUUUUGGAGAAUGGUGGAAUGUAGAUCCUGAGGCAGUGAUCAGCCAAGCCCUACAGACUGGAGGUGCACCAAACGUCUCAGAUUCCUACACCAUCAAUGGUCAUCCAGGGCCCCUUUACAACUGCUCUGCUAAAGACACUUUCAGUCUUAUGGUUGCGCCUGGAAAGACCUACCUCCUUCGGCUCAUCAACGCUGCGCUCAAUGACGAGCUCUUUUUCUCAAUUGCCAAUCAUUCCCUCACUGUGGUCGAAGCUGAUGCAAUAUAUGUAAAGCCCUUCUCCACCAAUGUAGUAGUCCUAGCACCUGGCCAAACCACGAAUGUCCUCCUGACCACCAAGAUUCAACCCCCCAACGCCUCAUUCCUCAUGUCUGCACGCCCCUACGCCACUGGUCCAGCAACCUUCGACAAUUCCACCACAGCAGGAAUCCUGCAGUACCAGACCAACCUCACCUCCUCCUCAUCUUCAAGAUCUAAGUUUCGCCUCCUAUCACCGUCCCUUCCAACCAUAAACGAUACCAACUUUGUCACGUCUUUCACUCAGAAACUCAAAAGCCUGGCCAACAACCAGUUUCCAGCUAAUGUCCCCCAGAAAGUCGACAAGCAGUUCUUCUUCACUGUGGGGCUAGGGACCAGCCCUUGCCCUAAGAACCAAACAUGCCAAGGCCCUAAUGGCACCAAAUUGACCGCCUCGAUCAACAACGUGUCCUUUGUCCUUCCUUCCAUCGCCAUGCUUCAAACUCACUUUUCCGGGAAAUUAGCUGGGGUUUACACUACAGACUUCCCAAACAACCCACCUUUCCCUUUCAAUUACAUUGGUCCACCACCCAACAAUACAAUGGUGACUAGUGGAACUAAGGCUGUGGUGCUUAAGUUCAAUACCAGUGUGGAGGUGGUGCUGCAAGAUACUGGCAUUCUUGGUGCAGAGAGCCAUCCUUUGCAUCUUCAUGGCUUCAAUUUCUUUGUGAUGGGUCAAGGAUUUGGGAACUAUGAUCCAUCCAAGGAUCCUGCAAAAUUCAACUUGGUGGAUCCUAUGGAGAGGAACACUGUUGGGGUCCCCAGUGGUGGCUGGGUGGCCAUUCGCUUCCUUGCUGAUAACCCAGGUGUAUGGCUCAUGCAUUGUCACUUGGAGGUGCACACAAGUUGGGGACUCAAGAUGGCUUGGGUGGUUAUGGAUGGGACGCUUCCUAACCAAAAACUUCCUCCUCCGCCGUCAGAUCUUCCCAAGUGUUAGAUUCCAACGGUUGUGAUUGGUUUAGGAGUGUGCCCCCUUUAACUUAUUCCUUCUUCCAUGAUUUAAAAUUUUUGAAGAAAAGAGGCAGGAUCAAGUUCUACCUCACCUUGAUUUCUAGCUUAAGACCAUAUUAGGAUUUUGUAGCUUUUUAUUUUUUUUAUUUUUUAUUUUUAUUUUUUUUAAUUGGCCUCAGUGCCUUUCUAUAGAGAGAGAGAGAGAGAUUUGUUGUAUCGUGCACAAGGCAUUUCUUAGCGUGGUCAUGAUUGUAACAAGGAAAGAUAGGCAAGGCUGAAAUAGAGGCGG